This is a messenger RNA of Danio aesculapii, 1664 nucleotides long. It is a transcript of the gene extl2, whose product is annotated as exostosin-like glycosyltransferase 2. The transcript is spliced from 6 exons. Bases 20 to 1075 code for a protein of 351 amino acids. Gene Ontology annotation, cellular component: membrane. The record is from RefSeq and is a predicted model, not a curated record. Lineage: Eukaryota; Metazoa; Chordata; Actinopteri; Cypriniformes; Danionidae. Gene Ontology annotation, molecular function: glycosyltransferase activity.
CACCGUAACUUUAUUGCGCAUGCGGGGGAGCAAGAAAACUUCCUUCUGGACUGGAGUUUCGUAUGAUGGGAAUACCAUGAGGAUUUUCUUGUGCUGCUGCAGGUCAUUGGGCCGCGUGCGAACACACUUCAUUAUCGGGUUUAUCCUGCUGCUGCUUCUGGCCGGAGUCUCUCUGACCUUUUUACUGCCCAACAAUGAUGACAUCAGCAUUCUGCGAGAGCUCAGACGAAGCUCCAACACCUCACGAACCCUGGCGGACCCAGAGGAGAGCUUCACUAUAAUUAUGCAGACCUACAACCGCACUGAUGUUCUCCUGAGGCUCCUCAACCAUUACCAAGCCGUUCCUCACCUGCAGCGCAUCAUUAUAGUGUGGAAUAACCCAGGAGAAACACCACCCAGGAGGCUGUGGGACGAGCUCGGCCCUCAUCCCGUGCCCGUCCUCUUCAGGGAGCAGAGCGUCAACAGAAUGCGCAACCGACUGAUGAUGCACCCCGAUGUUAAGACUGAUGCUGUUUUAAUGCUGGACGAUGACAUAUUGCUCAGUGUUCCUGAUAUCAGCUUUGCAUUUUCUGUCUGGAAGCAAUUCCCAGAUCAGAUAGUGGGAUUUGUUCCACGGAAACAUGUGAGCUCUGCAUCUGGUGUGUACAGCUAUGGCAGCUUUGAGCUUCAGGAUCCCGACAAAGGUGGAGGAGACAGGUAUUCAAUGAUCCUGGUGGGAGCUUCGUUCUUUCAUCGCCGCUUCCUGAAGCAGUUCCAGGAGCAGCCUGCUGAAGUGCACAGCCUGCUGGACCGAACGCAGAACUGUGACGACAUCGCCAUGAACUUUAUCGUAGCCCGUCAACUUUCCAAGCGGCCCUCCGGGGUUUUCGUGAAGCCCGUGGAUAUGAGUAAUCUAGAGAAGGAUGCUAGUAGCGGGUUUGUUGGCAUGUGGCAUCGACCGGAACACAUGCUGCAGCGCUCCUACUGCCUCAACAAACUCACACAGAUCUACGGACACAUGCCGCUCCGAUACUCCAACAUCAUGAUCACACAGUUGGGCUUCCCAAGCUAUGCUAAUCACAAGAGCAGGAUGUGAUGUCGGCAUAUUUGAGAAGCAGUUUCCAUAAUCCUAGACCAGGUCGUAUCCUGAGCAGCUGCUGUUGUGGUCAUGGAGGAGGGGAGAGCGGGAGACUGAUUCCUGAAAGACCCCAGUGACAGACGAGUCUCCACAUUGAUCCCCAUCGAUCCCCGGUGACCUACUCACACCUGCAGAUUCUCCACGAUAGAUGCCCAGCGUUCUUCAGCCUUCGGCACCUAGACUGCAGCUCUGCUCAAAAAGUUUGGCCAGAGGACAAAUGGUCGUGCCCAACUGAGCCUGUUUUUUUUUUUCUUCUUCACUUUUGUCAAUUGGUGAAGUUUGUUCCUCGUCACUGUCACCACUGGCUUGCUUGGUUUUGGGACUUGUGCAGCUGCGCAUCGAUAGAUUUGCUCUUCAGUGUUUGGACUUUCAGCAGUGUAAAUUAAACCACACUGAACUGAACUAAACUGAAGCUUAACUCAGAAAACUGGACUGACACUAUUUCAAUCUACUUGACCUUCUAUGUUAAGCUGCUUUGACACAAUCUACACUGUAAAACCGCUAUAGAAAUAAACAUGAAUCGAAAUGAAUUGAAUGCACAGAUAAA